AUGUUCCUUAAACUCGUCGGCGCCUUGCUCUACUCCGCAUCGUUAGCGUUCUCGGCAGAGAACGAUACCGUCGCCCUGCCUCAAGACAUUGUUCUCGUCGCUCCCAACUCCACGGUACCCCUCGGCGCAAAAGCUUGCGUAGGAUGGGAAACCCCCUCGGAUUUCAAGGGCUAUGUUGGUAUAGGCACCGACUACCAGUUUUUCCUUGUAGGACCUAACAACGACGUCAUCGCUCAAAUAACGGACCUUGCCAACAUGACCGGGUCCCUGCCACGAGUGCCCCAUGAAUGCGAGUCGCCGAUCAACGUCGCGUCCACUUGCCCCAUCGUUUCUGAUCCCGGAACAUAUAUUAUAUCUCUCAACAUCACAUACAACAUGUCUUCGGACAUCUCGCAAGUGAACAGCAGCUCCUGCGGGCCCGGACCCUUCUCCACACAAACUUUCAGAUUCAACACGUCCUUCGAAGCUAGCGACACCAACGCUGGCCCGAACGUCACGAUCUCCGGCGCAAAAACCACGGUGACGUUCCCUACGGCGCCAACCGGACUGGUGAAGACUAAACUCGAUGGCUCAAGUGCCAGCAGUGCGAAGGGCGUCAUGCAGCCAGCAGCAUGCUUAUUCACCGCUAUCUGCGGGGUUUGGGGUGUCGCUGUGUUAUUCUGGUAG
Molecule: messenger RNA, 666 nt
Organism: Punctularia strigosozonata HHB-11173 SS5
Lineage: Eukaryota; Fungi; Basidiomycota; Agaricomycetes; Corticiales; Punctulariaceae
Exons: 2
Coding region: 1-666 (221 amino acids)
Source: RefSeq, a predicted model, not a curated record